AUGGAAAAAUUCGACGUGAUUAUUUGUGGCAGCGGCUCUGCUGGCUUGUCAGCUGCUCUAUGGCUUGCGAGGCACGGCAUUCGAUCCAAGAUCCUGGAGCGCCGGGAUGGUCCGAUGAAGAUGGGUCAAGCAGAUGGUGUGCAAUGUCGCACAGUUGAAAUCUUCGAGAGCUUCGGUGUCAGUGAGGAGCUACUUCGCGAGGCGUAUCAUGUGCUUGAAGUCAGCUUUUGGGCAGAUGAUGGCACUGGCGCUAUCAAGCGAACUGGCAGGACUGCUGAUACGGCACCUGGGUUAUCUCAUCAGCCUCAUGUUAUUCUGAACCAGGCGCGGAUAAAUGGGUUGCUUAUUGAGUUGAUGCAAAAGUAUAAUGAUCAGAAGAUUGAUUAUGGGUACAACGUUGUCGAUCUGCACAUCGAUAGUGCUUCGCCCAGUGAUUUGGAUGCGUAUCCUAUCACCGUAUCGGCGGAAAGGGACGGAAAGAUCGAGAAGUUUGCCGCGAAGUAUGUGUUGGGCGCUGAUGGUGCGCAUAGCACGAUCCGGAAAACUCUUGAUUUCAAGAUGGAAGGUGAUAGUACCGAUUCAGUUUGGGGCGUCAUGGAUAUGAUUCCUCGUACAAAUUUCCCGGAUUUCCGCAAGAAAUCGACUAUUCGUUCCAAAGCAGGAAAUAUCUUGAUCAUUCCCCGAGAGGGUGAUAACAGAAACCUGACCCGAUUUUAUAUUGAAAUCGGGCAAGGGACAAACGCCAAAGAUGUGACAUUGGAGGAUCUCCAAAACCGUGCAAAAAGCAUUCUUCAACUAUAUGAGAUUGAAUUCGUUGAGACAGUUUGGUGGUCUGCAUACUCAAUCGGUCAGCGCCAUGCAGACUUCUUUCACAAGGACUAUCGAGUAUUUUUGGCUGGGGAUGCAUGCCAUACACACUCCCCAAAAGCUGGACAAGGGAUGAAUGUUAGUUUCCAGGAUGGUUAUAACAUUGGAUGGAAGCUUGGAGAGGUGCUUACUGGUCUGGCGAGUCCCUCCAUACUUGAGACAUAUGUACUGGAGCGAAGGAAGACUGCUAUCGAUUUGAUCAACUUUGAUCGCUACUUCUCCAAGCUGUUCUCCUCUGGAAACACCACUCCAGCUGAGUUUCAGGAUGGAUUUAUUCAGUCAGGCAAGUAUACAGCCGGACUGACAGCGAAGUAUAACCUUUCGUCAAUCACUGCCUCGGAGUCACAGCUGGCAUCGAAUAUCACGGUGGGAAUGCGACUUCCGAGCGCACAUGUCGUCCGUUAUUGUGAUUCAAAGCCACUGCAGCUAAUGUCAAGGCUGACAUCUGAUGGCCGCUGGCGAAUUCUCAUUUUUGCUGGUGAUCUCUCAGUUGGAGAGAACCGGGCCAAACUUGAUACAAUUGGGAAGUACCUCACAUCGGAAGAUGGCCCAAUCCGCACUUACACACCUUCCUCAGACGAUUUUGAUAGUCUCAUGGAGUUGAUUAUUGUUGGUCAUGGAAAUCGGCAUGAUGUUGAGCUCGAACAGAUCCCAGAAUGCUUCUAUCCAGUGACAGGCAAGAACCAGACCCGAGACUUACACAAAAUCUAUUACGACGAUGAGAGCUAUAACAAGGGGCAUGGCCAUGCAUACGAGUUUCUCGGAAUUAACCCGAAAGAAGGGGCUCUGGUGGUGGUCCGACCUGAUCAAUAUGUGUCUGCUGUUCUGAACCUGCGUGAAUACGAGGAAGUUGGCAAAUUCUUCGGAGGAUUUCUUUUAUCUCAGCGCUGA
This is a messenger RNA of Penicillium malachiteum, 1758 nucleotides long. Its product is annotated as putative phenol 2-monooxygenase. The transcript is spliced from 5 exons. Lineage: Eukaryota; Fungi; Ascomycota; Eurotiomycetes; Eurotiales; Aspergillaceae. Gene Ontology annotation, molecular function: FAD binding. The record is from RefSeq and is a predicted model, not a curated record. Bases 1 to 1758 code for a protein of 585 amino acids.